CUUCCUGCUUACAGCUCCGAUCCAAACAGGUGAGCAAAGAAAGCUCGGGUGAGUCAACCGCAGGUGAGUUGUGGAUUGGUUUCAAUUUGCCAUGCAGAGAGGAGGUGCAACCGUAGGACGCGGAACUUUCACAUUCAGGUUGAGGAGCUCUCGGAUGGCGCAUGGAGAGUGAAGAACCCGGACACCUGUAGGAAGAACUCUUGACCCCCUUGACCCUAAGAAACUUAAGGACACAAAACAAGAAAGUGUUCUAUUCUUGCGCAGGAUGAAGGUGCAACUCGUGCUCCCUCUGGCGUUGCUGACGUCUGUUCUUUUGGUGGGAAUACUAAAGAUGCGCAAAAGGGACCACGAGAAGGGCGAGAAGCUGAGCCGGUUCCAGGACAUCAAGCUGCGGGUGACCAGCGAUGUCCUCCAGGAGUACCAGAAGGAGAAGAUAGAGAUGCAGAACCAGCUGGAAAAGGUUCAGGGCGAGCUGAAGUCCAUGGAGGAAGAAGUGGAGGUUGUGAAGACCAAAGCAGAGAAGGCGGCUGGAGAUUUAACCGGCUGCGAGAGUUCCCAGAAAUCUGGUACAGAUCAGCAGGCAGCAGAGGAAACAAAUUUGGGCAACCUCAAAGCCCAAACUGAGAAGGAGAAGACAGAGUGGAACGCAGAACUAGAUCGACUGAAAAAGCAGCUGACAGAAAAAAGUCCAGUGUGUAACUUCUUGAAAGAGUACCCAGACCAAAUAAAGACUAUGUGCGGCAUUAAAGAAGAGCCAAAGGCAGAGCCUCCCAAACAAGAAGAGAAAAAAGAACCCCCGAAACAAGAAGAGAAAAAAGAAGAACCCCCGAAACAAGAAGAGAAAAAAGAAGAACCCCCGAAACAAGAAGAGAAAAAAGAAGAACCCCCGAAACAAGAAGAGAAAAAAGAAGAACCCCCGAAACAAGAAGAGAAAAAAGAGCCCCCGAAACAAGAAGAGAAAAAAGAGGUGAACCCCGCCAAAGAUACCAGCGGGUAA
Messenger RNA from Xiphophorus hellerii (green swordtail), 997 nucleotides. Its product is annotated as nucleolar protein 58. NCBI's taxonomy places the organism in Eukaryota, Metazoa, Chordata, Actinopteri, Cyprinodontiformes, Poeciliidae. The coding region runs from base 266 to 997 and encodes 243 amino acids. The record is from RefSeq and is a predicted model, not a curated record. The transcript has 5 exons.